This is a messenger RNA of Adineta ricciae, 3645 nucleotides long. Lineage: Eukaryota; Metazoa; Rotifera; Eurotatoria; Adinetida; Adinetidae. The record is from the annotation of a GenBank genome assembly.
AUGGCCUUUUUAAAGACUUGUUUUCUUGAAAUAAACAUAUUUGAAUCUACUACUAAUGACACUGAGCGAACCAAUGAACAAGAACUUCAUUCAAAUAGAAUUGCGACUCGAAUCUAUUUUCUAAUUCUUAUUCUAUGUCUUGUUAUCUUUGGUUCAAUAUUUUGGUUAAGACAUCAAAUAACUUUAGAGUUUAUUGAAUAUCCAAUCAUAGACCAAUUUGAAUCAUUACCGAUUGAUGCAAAUUGUCCAUGUUCUCAUAGUUCAUUAGGAUAUGGUGAAUUUAUUUCAUUAGAAAUAACAUUUCAUCAAGUUUGUUCAAGUGAAUUUGUAUCUGAUCGUUGGAUAAAAACACUUCAUUUUGGAUUAAACUCAACAUAUUUUCAUAUAAAUGAUAUUCGAACAUAUGGCAGUGCUCAAUUUCAAGCACUUGCUGGUUUUUGUCGUUUAACAAAAACCAAUGUUUAUCAAAAUAUUUUAUUAUUUAAUCAAACUCUAUUAAUUAGUCCACAAGUAAUAACAAAAGAUAUAUUUCAAUCACAAAUUUCAUCAAUAAUUGAACAAUUUCAAUUAAAUUUACCAAUUACAUUUCUAUCACAAUUACAAUUAAUACGUGAAAUAACAAGAAGUAAUCGAUUAUUAUCAGGAUUACAGACAAAUCUCUUUUUUACAUUUAAUAAUGUUAUUGGACAAUCAUUUCAAGCAGUACUCACUCGUAUUGGUUAUAUAAGUAGCAAUGGAUCUCAAUGCAAUUGUUAUACUACAAUUGAUUGUAUAGGACCCUCUAUAAUUCUUGAUUCAUUUGAUGAAUCUAAUCAACUUGUUUUUAAUCAAAGUAAAAUAUUAAUGGAAAUUCCUGGAUUUCUUUCUGGUUGUUUACCUGUUAAUAAUAUUCUUUUAUCAACACUUGAAUGUUUUUAUAAUCAGACAUGUUUAAAUCAACUUCUUUUCUAUCUUUCGUCAAAUGAAACUUUUACAGCAAUGAAUACAUUUCAACAAAGUCAAUUUCAUCUCGAUUCAACUAUACAAACACUACUUAAUAAUCUAAUGAUUGAAAAUUGGAUAAAAACUAUCUCGUAUGAAAAGUAUUAUCAACAAUGUGCACCUUUAUUUUGUAGUUAUUCACAAAUAAAAAGACAUGAUUUUAGAUUUGUUCUAGAAAAACUACUAAGUUUACUUAAAGGAUUAACAAUUAUACUUGGAUUCUUCAUUCCAAGAAUAGUUCGAUAUAUCCAACGAAAACGUCAUGGUAUACAAACACCAAAAGUUUCGUUUUGUAAUCGUUUGUAUCAGCUUAAAGAUCGUCUAAUAAAAAAAUUGCUCAAUAUGAAUAUAUAUAUAAAUAAUUCAACUGAUCAGCAAGAAAUUCAAUAUGAAAUUUAUGCCACACGAAUCUAUAUAGUUCUAUUAAUUCUAUCAUUAAUUAUUGUAGCUAUGUAUACUUUAUUAAUUAAGGAAAUUCAUCGUAAAAUAAUACAAAAUCCAACAGAAUUUGAAUAUAUUCAAUUAGAAGAAAUUUAUUUCAAUAGUUUAUCAUGUCCAUGUCAGUCUACUUCGAUAGCCUAUAGAAAUAUUUUAAAUUUUGAUGUUCAAUAUCAUCAGAUAUGUUCAAGUGAUUUUCUAUCUAAUGAAUGGAUCGAUUAUACAACAUAUUCUUCUCAAUCAAUUGAUCUAUUUUAUUACGUUCUUGACUUUCGAAAUUAUGUUACAAUACAUUUUCAAUCUUUAUUAAUGUUUUGUCAACAAGCAAAACAAACAUUUGAAUAUAAUAAAAAGAAUUUUCUUCAAACACAAUUAAUUAAUUCUCAACUUUUAUCUCCAAAUCUAUUUGAAACUGAAAUAAACGUUUCUAUUGAAAUCUGGCAAACAAAUCUACUUAAUCAAUUUACGCAUACAAUUCAAUUCAUUUUAGCAACAACACGUGGAAACCAAUUAAUAAAUGAACAAAAUGUAGCAUUUUAUAAAAAUUCCGAUGUUAACAAAUUCAUACUUAUACAAUUACUUUAUAAUGAUUGUUUUUGUGGAUUUAAUCAAUCAUGUUAUUCUUCAAUGAGCAUUUAUAAUAAAAGUGAAUCUUAUGGUUAUUAUCCAUUAUAUACAAUUCCCAAUUUUAAUAUCGGUUGUUUUUUAAUUGAUGCUUUACUUACAUCAACAUUAGAAUGUUUUUAUAAUUUCUCAUGUUUAUAUGAAAUUGAUAAAUAUAUGUGGAAAUCUCUUGGAGAAUUAUUUCAUUUUAAUCCUUUAAAUUCUAAUCUGAAUUCUCCAAAUGAAACUAUUGAAAUAAUUCUUAAUCGACUUAUGAUUGAUAAAUGGAUAAUAAACAAAUCUUUUUCAUCUUAUUAUAAGACAUGUGCACCUUUAUCAUGCACAAUUGAAUAUAUUGGAUAUAAUGAUAUUUUAUUUGUUCUUAUAACAAUAACUGGCCUCUUUGGAAGUUUAUCAUUUAUUUGGAAAAUAUUCAUUUGGAUUAUUUUAAAAUUGAUUAUUACGAAAAAAAAUCGAAUAUAUCGUUUAAAUUUUAAACAUUUUAUUAAAAAUAUUUUUAUUGUUCAUGAUGAAUACGGAAUUAUUCAAAGAAUUUCGAUUCUUUUAGUUAUUUCUAUUCUUUGUAUUCUUUAUUUAUUUUUAGUCUUAACAUAUGAAGUAAAUUAUAUGACAAUUGAUAAACCAUCAUUAGAUAUUUAUCAAAAUUUAUUUCAAUCUUAUUCAAAAUCACUUCAAUGUUUAUGUAAACAUUUUUCAAUACAAUAUCAAACAUUUCUUGAUAUAAAAUAUCAUUUUCAUCAAAUAUGUUCAAGUGAUUUUAUAUCAGAUCGUUGGAUAGAAUAUAUCUAUAGCAAUACUUAUUAUAUUUAUCUCGUAUAUCCAAGAUAUUUUACAUAUUCAACAAGUGGACAAUUUCAAUUACUUCAAAUAUUUUGUCAAUUAUCACAUCAAUUUGUUAAUGAUACAUUUUUGCAACUUCUAACUAGUUAUUUUAUUAAUAUUCAAUUAUUAUCAUUUGAUACAUUUCAUCAACGGAUUCAAAUGCAAAUUAAUCAAUCACAACUAGAAAUGUCAUAUUUAUUUACUAAUAUUCUUUCUUUAAUUCGUGAAACAACUCAUGCUAAUAUGUUAAUGACUGCAUUCGCUAGUAGUUGGACAUUAAUAAAUCCAUUAGAAAUCAUAAGUGAUUCAACUAUACAUACAAAACCCCAAAUUUAUCAAGAAUGUUAUUGUAGUUUAUCAUCAAAAUGUAUUGAAUCAUAUAAAGAUAUGUAUGUUGGUUGUUAUUCAUUAGAAACUUUAUUUCAAUCAACAUUUCAAUGUUAUUAUAAUCAGCAAUGUAUUGAUAAAACAAAUAGAUAUCAAGCUAUGAAUACGUCCAUAAAAAGUCGUUUUGAUUUUAAUACAACUAUUGAAGAUAUUUUAAAUCAUUUAAUGAUUGAAGAAUAUUUUAAUGAAAUAUCCUAUGAAAAUUAUUUUAAUCAAUGUUCACCAUUAUAUUGUUCUUAUUCAUUGACAAAAAAGAAAACUUUUAUUCAAUGUAUUACAUUUCUUCUUGAGAUUUAUGGAGGUUUAUUUGUUAUUUGUUAUUGUGUUGCCGUUCUUCUUGUUAAAAUCUGCUUUUAUCGAAAACAAAUAAUAACACCAACAACAAGAAAUUAA